AUGAGAGAGCCGGCGCUGACGUAUGCGCCAUAUUACCCGUUCCACGCGCCAUGGCCGGCCGACUUCCCCAUGUCCGCCUUCCUGGCGGCGCAAUCCCUCCUUCUUCCCGGCGCUGCCGCACUGCCGCCCGGCGCGCUGGCCAAGCCGCUGCCCGACCCGGGCCUGGCGGGGGCGGCGGCCGCGGCGGCCGCGGCGGCGGCGGCGGCCGAGGCGGGGCUGCACGUCUCGGCACUCGGCCCGCACCCGCCCGCCGCGCAUCUGCGCUCGCUUAAGAGCCUGGAGCCCGAGGACGAGGUGGAGGACGACCCCAAGGUGACGCUGGAGGCCAAGGAGCUGUGGGACCAGUUCCACAAGCUGGGCACCGAGAUGGUCAUCACCAAGUCUGGGAGGCGGAUGUUUCCUCCCUUCAAGGUGCGAGUCAGCGGCCUGGACAAAAAGGCGAAAUAUAUCCUGCUGAUGGACAUUGUGGCCGCUGAUGAUUGCCGGUAUAAAUUCCAUAACUCGCGCUGGAUGGUGGCGGGCAAGGCCGACCCAGAGAUGCCCAAACGCAUGUACAUCCACCCAGACAGCCCGGCCACGGGAGAGCAGUGGAUGGCCAAGCCUGUGGCUUUCCACAAGCUGAAACUGACCAACAACAUCUCCGACAAGCAUGGCUUCACCAUUCUGAACUCCAUGCACAAGUACCAACCGCGCUUCCACAUUGUGAGAGCCAACGACAUCCUGAAGCUGCCCUACAGCACCUUCCGCACCUACGUGUUCCCUGAGACCGACUUCAUCGCGGUCACUGCCUACCAGAACGAUAAGAUCACUCAACUGAAGAUCGACAACAACCCGUUUGCCAAGGGCUUCCGGGACACCGGGAAUGGCCGGCGGGAGAAAAGGAAGCAGCUGACGCUGCCGUCUCUGCGGCUGUACGAGGAGCACUGCAAACCGGAACGCGACGGCGCCGAGUCCGACGCCUCUUCUUGCGACCCUGCCCCCGCGCGGGAACCGCCACCCUCCCCGGGGUCAGCGCCUAGUCCCCUGCGCCUGCAUCGGACCAGAGCCGAAGACAAGUCGUGCGCCGCGGACAGCGACCCAGAGCCGGAAAGGCUGAGCGAGGAGCGCGCAGGGCCGGCUCUCGGCCGCAGCCCGGCCCUGGACAGCGCCAGCCCCCCUCGCUUGACCGAACCUGAGCGCUCCCGGGAGCGGCGCAGCCCCGAGAGGGGCAAGGAGCCGGCGGAGAGCGGCGGGGACGGUCCGUUUGGCCUGCGGAGCCUAGAGAAGGAGCGCACGGAAGCAAGGCGAAAGGACGAGGGGCGCAAGGAGGCAGGCGAGGGCAAGGAGCCCGGCCUGGCGCCGCUGGUGGUGCAGACGGACAGUGCGUCCCCUCUGGGCGCCGGACACCUGCCGGGCCUGGCUUUCUCCGGCCAUCUGCACGGGCAGCAGUUCUUCGGGCCGCUGGGGGCCGGCCAGCCGCUCUUCUUGCACCCGGGACAGUUCGCCAUGGGCCCUGGAGCCUUCUCUGCCAUGGGCAUGGGUCACCUGCUGGCAUCGGUGGCGGGCAGCAGCAGCAGUGGGGGGGCUGGCGGCCCAGGGACCGCCACCGGGCUGGACGCAGGCGGGCUGGGUCCCGCGGCCAGCGCCGCAAGCACCGCUGCGCCCUUCCCGUUCCACCUCUCCCAGCACAUGCUGGCAUCUCAGGGAAUCCCAAUGCCCACUUUCGGAGGCCUCUUCCCCUACCCCUACACCUACAUGGCAGCCGCUGCGGCAGCGGCCUCUGCUUUGCCAGCCACCAGUGCUGCGGCUGCAGCUGCUGCAGCUGCGGGCUCCCUAUCCCGGAGCCACUUUCUGGGCAAUGCCCGGCCCCGCCUGCGGUUCAGCCCCUACCAGAUCCCGGUCACUAUCCCGCCUAGCGCUAGUCUUCUCACCACGGGGCUGGCGGCGGAGGGCUCCAAGGCUGCGGGCAGCAACAGCCGGGAGCCCAGCCCGCUACCGGAGCUGGCUCUCCGCAAGGUUGGGGCCCCAUCCCGCGGUGCCCUGUCGCCCAGCGGCUCAGCCAAAGAGGCGGCCAGUGAACUGCAGAGCAUCCAGAGACUGGUGAGUGGGCUGGAGAGCCAGCGAGCCCUCUCCCCCGGCAGGGAGUCGCCCAAGUGA
This is a messenger RNA of Puma concolor (puma), 2136 nucleotides long. It is a transcript of the gene TBX2, whose product is annotated as T-box transcription factor 2. Lineage: Eukaryota; Metazoa; Chordata; Mammalia; Carnivora; Felidae. The record is from RefSeq and is a predicted model, not a curated record. Gene Ontology annotation, biological process: positive regulation of DNA-templated transcription; regulation of transcription by RNA polymerase II; cell fate specification. Gene Ontology annotation, molecular function: DNA-binding transcription factor activity, RNA polymerase II-specific; RNA polymerase II cis-regulatory region sequence-specific DNA binding. Gene Ontology annotation, cellular component: chromatin; nucleus.